AUGGCAUUAGAAGAUCGAGAAGAAAGAAUGCCUGAAUCCACAAGCCAUUCAGAGCCAAGCACGUCUAACGCGAGAAAACCUGCGGUGCCCCUGAACCCACCAUUCGCUAGACGCUUGAUGAAGAAGAAUGAUGAACAACAAUUUAAGCGUUUUCUUGAACUCCUGAGGCAACUGAACAUCAAUAUUCCACUUGUAGAAGCCUUGGAGCAAAUGCCAAAAUAUGUCAAAUUUUUUAACGAUAUUUUGAGAAAGAAAAGGAGAGUCAGCGAGACGGAGGUAAUUGCGCUAAUGCAGGAAUGCAAUGCGUUAGUAAGCAACAGACUACCCAAGAAACAGAAGGACCUGGGAAGCUUCACGGUCUCGUGCUCGAUCGGUGGGUUGGAUGUGGGAUAUGCAUUGUGCGAUUUAGGAGCAAGCAUUAACCUCAUUGGUGAAGCACAACCCACUGCUGUUACUCUUCAACUCGCUGACAGGACGAUCAAGUACCCUGAAGGAAAGAUUGAAGAUGUUCUGGUAAAAGUUGACGACAACUUCAUAUUCCCAGCAGAUUUCAUCAUCUUUGACUAUGAAGCAGACAAGGAUAUAUCAUUCUUGAACACCCUUUUCUAG
Molecule: messenger RNA, 609 nt
Organism: Benincasa hispida (wax gourd)
Lineage: Eukaryota; Viridiplantae; Streptophyta; Magnoliopsida; Cucurbitales; Cucurbitaceae
Source: RefSeq, a predicted model, not a curated record